UCUUGCGUCGCGCCGGGGCUUGAGCCUCCCCCGUGGUGACCAGUGCCCAAGGAGGGAGGACGAGACCUCCGGCCCCCGUGAGUUGCUCGUCCCGUUUCUUCCUGCGAUGCCUCCAGACCUCUCUUCUCCGGGGAUGCUGCUGAGUCUUCUCUGAUCAGGAAUGUGGGCGAGCUGUAGCGCAGGCCGCCCUUCUCCUCCCCGGCCCUGCCUUCCAAAGACUGCCCUUCCCAGGAAGAGGGAGCUUUGACAAGGUGGGAAUGGCCCCGGCGUUCUGGCCGGCUCAGGCUGGACAGGAAUCUGUGACAUUCACUGAUGUGGCUGUGGAUUUCACCUUGGAAGAGUGGGCACACCUGGACCAUUCCCAGAAAGAGCUGUAUAAGGAUGUGAUGUUGGAGAACUAUAAAAACCUGCUAUGCCUUGGACUUGAAGUUUCCAAACCAGAUGUGAUCUCCCAGUUGGAACAAGGGGAUGCACCAUGGAUGUCAGAGGGAGAAGUCCCAAGAAGGAUCUGUCCAGAUUGGAAGACUAGACCUGAAACCAAGGAAUCAGCUGUACAACUGGUUAUUUCUAUAGAAGAAUCAUCCCAGGGAAGAUUCAGAAGGGAUGAUCCACGUGUUUUCAAAUUGGGAGAAGCUUGGGAAUGUGAUGCCAUGUUAGAGAGGCAACGGAGUAAUGAAGAGAAACAUUGUAGGCAAGUAAAAAUCAUUCAGAAGAAACAAUCACCAAACAUUUAUUAA
This is a messenger RNA of Trichosurus vulpecula (common brushtail), 737 nucleotides long. RefSeq names its product zinc finger protein 90 homolog. The coding region runs from base 258 to 737 and encodes 159 amino acids. The transcript has 4 exons. The record is from RefSeq and is a predicted model, not a curated record. Gene Ontology annotation, biological process: regulation of DNA-templated transcription. NCBI's taxonomy places the organism in Eukaryota, Metazoa, Chordata, Mammalia, Diprotodontia, Phalangeridae.